Polychytrium aggregatum is the source of this 2931-nucleotide messenger RNA. Its product is annotated as vesicle coat protein. Lineage: Eukaryota; Fungi; Chytridiomycota; Chytridiomycetes; Polychytriales. The record is from RefSeq and is a predicted model, not a curated record. Gene Ontology annotation, cellular component: cytosol. Gene Ontology annotation, biological process: positive regulation of GTPase activity; positive regulation of TORC1 signaling. Gene Ontology annotation, molecular function: GTPase activator activity. The transcript is spliced from 8 exons. The coding region runs from base 385 to 2829 and encodes 814 amino acids.
CUCAGUCGUAUUUUGCAGGCGGCGGCUGUCCAACGCCCCGGGUCUGCGAGCUGCAGACAACCAAGCCAAAGAGCGGCUCACUCGUGCGAGGCGGCGGCGAGAGGGACACCAGGGCGUGCUGGUUGAUUGUGCAGCGGCCCAAGGCCGGCGCGGCUGUUGGAAUCGCAACACGGUGAACAGCAUGCGGCAUGGGUGAAUCCACCAGGCUGACAACAUGGACGCCGAGACCGACAUGGACGCCCGCACGGCCUGGCAACAUGAGUGAACAGCAGCAAUCUCGAGAGUCCGGCCGACUGACGACAUUGCUGAACAACAACAGCCCGCACGCAGCCCCGGGACAAGCAGCGGCCCCACCGGCCCGCCGCACCGUCGCCGUCGGCCCCCAUGCCGCCCAGGCAUCACCAGACUGGCGCCCAGUGCCUAUCGAUCCCGCGAGAAAAAAAAAUUGUGCCGCCUGGAUGGACGAUCGUCGCCCGGGCAGGUCUGCGGGCGAGACAGAGAGAGCGACUUGGCGGCCACGGCAUCGGAUUCGCCUCUGCCCUCGGACGGCCCUCCUUGCCCGGCCUUGCACAGGACGCCCUCUUCUCCUUGACCCGGCGCUGCGAGCGGCCUUGCCCAUCAGCGGUGUUGCAGCCGGCCCUUUCCUCCUGCUCGCCGUCCUGCUUUCUUCACCCACCUCCCGCCCCGCAAAUGGCCUCCGCCGAUCCCAACACUGCCGCCCCUCUGGGGUGUGUUGCUCUCACGACCUUCUGUGAGCUGCAUGGCCCCGCCAUCGUGCUCUGCACCCAAAUGGUCCCCGUCCCCUGCGAAUCGUCGGUGCCGUCUUCCGCAAAUCCGCUUUCGCCGCCGCUCUCGGCUCCUGCAGAGGCGCCCCCUUUGACCGACCUGCAUCGGCUGGCCGCCGUUGCUGCUGCAUCGGCUUCGUCUGGGCUGCCUCGCUCGAGCCAGCCCUCCAUCGGCACCGCCUGCACCCCGAUCCCAACCAGUGGCAUGUCCUCGACGCAUCCAUACCCACUCGCCACCCAAAGCUCCACUACGCCAUCCAUCUCCACUUCCGGCGCCGCUGCCAACUCAACGCCGCUCUCGCCCUCGACGAGCCCGCCCUCGCCGAUACCCACGAGCUCAUGUCCAGGCUGUCUCGCAACCUUUGAGAGCAUACCACUCCCUGCUUCCCUGGCGCCAUCGGUUCCGCGGCCACAGGCAGCCCCUGGCGAAGCUAAGGGAUACGUCUCGGUCGAUGAGCGCUCUCAGACGGCCUUCUUCACGGGCCGGAAUCCUUACUAUGCAAAGACGUAUGCGUCGGUACGGCAGGCAUGCGUUCGCAGCCUAAGCAUCGAGCAGCAUCCGGGAAAGGAGGGGCCCAUCAUGUUUGGUGACAGCACCAAUGGAUAUGUCCUGAGCUACAUGUUCAAGAUUCGUGACAGCCAAGCCCGAGGCUUCUAUCGAUGUUAUACCUUUCUCCUGCUGCACCGGGACUACACAUUCCUGACAUCGUCGUGGCCGUUCAUCUCCAACAAGUUCCGAAUGAUGGCCGCCGAGAUGCAGGCUCAAGCCGAGGUCACCUUCAGCCGAGAGCGACUGUCUUCUGAUGCCGUCGCUCAACACAGCUAUCAGCAGCAGUUGCUUUCGUCGUCCUUCCGGUCCAACUCGUUUAGCCCGUCGUCUGGAGAAAUCGUGUUCCGAAGGCGGGCCAACCAGCCUCUCCGGAUCUUGACAGAGCUUCUCGACAAGCCGGAUCUUUUUGCGUACCUGCAUCUCCAUAACAGCUGGCUUCUGAAAGCCUUCCAUAGGCGAGUUUUUGAAGCGCUUGCCGAAGGCCGUGAGCUGAUUGGUACGUUCGACUCAAAUAUGAUAUCGGAUCUGGAUCCGCGCGUCCUGCGGGAAAUGGGACGACUGACCGGCGAUGCUGAGACAGAGGCCAACCUCUCGCGGUCAUCGACGCCGCAGUCUCAAGCCUCCAAUCGGAACGACGUCAACGCAAGCGACUCGGCAAUCGAGACCGAGUAUCCUGUCAAGCCGCAAGCGGCAAUAGCCCCGAUCCUCCCUGGACGAGCGGGAGAGUAUCGUGACAAGACCGCCAACAGGGGCGACGGUCAUGCCAGAAGCAGCACACAGUCCAUCCCGCCGACGCUGCUCAAGCUGUUUGAAGACCAGAGUGCCCUGACGAUUGUUCAGUUCCAAGAGCUGCUGGGCUCGUCCAACUUUAUCAAAUUGCUCUACAACCUGAUGACGGGGAACCAGAUCGUCAUCCGUGGAGACAAUCCAACGAUGGUAUCGUCGAUUUUCAGUCUACUACAGGAAUUCCUUCCCUCGGCGUGUGCGUCGCGACUGGAUUACUCGGCCGAGUACGAAGAAUCGUGGAAGUACAAUCUACUGGGGAUGCCCAGACGGGUCGGCAUUCCGCCGAAUAUCGAGCGCAACCACAUUGUUGAGCUAGAGCUGAAGCCCAAGCGUGGACGCGGAAGCACCAAUUUGAUCGGCGACUAUGAAUGCGACCUCAUAUCUGGCGAAAUGCCUCCCACAACCGCCCGCGGGAAGGUCGCGAUUGGAGUCCUUGGCGAUCUGGAGCCCAUCCUGAUCUCAUCACAGAACAACAUGAGCGACCACGCAAUCCGGAACCACAUUGUGUUUACAAAGGAGGCCUGGAUCAACAAAACCAAGCUCUUCUACUGCUUUGUGCGGCUCGGGCGAGCCGAAGACAUGCAAAAGCUCUCUGGGUUCCUGGCGGCCAUCGGAGCGGGUGUCAAUGACCUGCCGAUACUGCGAUACUGGACCAAGGGUCUCGGCCACGAACACCGACAGAAACUCCUCCAGAAACUAAGACGAUAGAGCCGCCAAGACGGCCUGUGCGAUCCUGCAAACAACCGAGACAUAGACCCGUAGCAAGCCACUCAUUCCUCAGUGUCCAUCUGUCAGUCAAUACAUCCCUCA